Molecule: messenger RNA, 1750 nt
Organism: Orussus abietinus
Lineage: Eukaryota; Metazoa; Arthropoda; Insecta; Hymenoptera; Orussidae
Exons: 3
Coding region: 1-1527 (508 amino acids)
Source: RefSeq, a predicted model, not a curated record
AUGAACAGCGGGGGUAGCGGGGGUGGGGGUGGGGGCGGGGGCGACGGAGUGGGGGGCUUCGGCCUCGGCAUCGGAGUGGGGGUAGCCGGAGGGCCUAGCCUCGCCGCGGCGCAGCAGGGCCAGGGCGUCGCGGCGCUGCUGGUCAUGCUGGCCGUCCUCUGCUUCAUCUUCGCCUACUGCUGCUGGGGCGCCCCCUUCUGCAGGUCCCUCUGCAGGAGACACUGCUGCUGUCGGCUGGAGGACCCCGAGCCCGAGUCUCGAUUCGGUAGCAGCGACCAGACCAUGGUCGCCACGCCGACUAUCAUUCUCCUGCCCCAUGGCAGAAUGCUCGUCGUCGAUAGAACCAUUUUCACGCAGUUCCAGGCCGACACUACCGGUUUGGAUUUGGUCGAACUGGGCGAAAGUGUAAUUCGAGCUCAGAGAAAUCCUAGAACGGUAACGCGUCACCAAUUGCAGAGCAGUCAAGGUAGCAUUUUGGAUAUGGAUGCAGAAACACCCAGCAAAGACAGUUUGGGAUCCAUUGGUUGUUUUCCGCCUCCAACUUAUGAGAGCAUCUACGGAAAAGAAGAGGGAGAUAUGCCGCCUUCCUAUUCCGACAUUUUGCUACACAGAUUCGCAAACCUGCCAUACGAGAUCGAGAUGCAGGAGUUCUGUCAAGACGGGAAGGAGGAUGUAGAAAUGCGCAGCUUGGAAAGCUGUCCACACAUAAUAAGCAACCCCAUAAACCCACUAAACUACCCAUACGCGACCAUAACGAGUCUGUCGGGUCAGAGUCUCGCCCGUCAGAGCCUCGCCAGACGACACUCCGUGAUCAGCAAUCCAUUGGACGACUAUUACGUCGACAAUGAGCUCGAAGGCUACGGGAUAGGUCGUUUGGAAGCUUUCAGACCUCCCAGUGGUCGCAGCAUCCUGCGUUCGCAUAACAACCUGUCCCGGGCCUCGACCAACUCGAACGAGUGCGUCAAUCGAGAGGUUCCCGACAAUCGACACCCUGAAGACAUAACCCUGACCACGUUCAGGGCCAGUCAAGAGCAUCUUCAGGAAGAGAGCCAAAGGACGAACGAAGAGGGCCAACGAAUCGGCCAGACGGCACGAAGUCGGAUACGGCGAAUCGAGAAUGAAACUAUGAACACGAGGAACCGCAUCGGGAGUCCGUCUUGUUCGCGUCGAGAGGUGGACCCUGACCACGUGGACAGGGCUCUUCAGGGUCCUGGGGGAGCGGAGACCUCGAAUGUCGAGAGCGGUUCCUCGAUAACCCCUAGGAGGGUGGCGGAGAGACUGCACUCUGGAAACGCGAAUCGAGGCACGGAAGGUGAGAACAACGAGGCGGGGUACAGGAACGUCAGGUUUCGCAUCUCCCUUGUCACGGAGGAUCAACUAGAUGGUAAUCCAGGUGUAAGUGGGGACCACGCGGAAGGAGGUAAUGCGUAUGAAAUCCAAAGAAAUUCUACGAGUGAGUCGGUUAAUAUGGAGGAUGAUAGCAGGAACUUCGGGGCACUAGCGGAUAUCAGAGAGAGCAGGGUCUAGGAGGUAGAGGGAACACUGUGAACGGGAGGGACUGUAAUAAAGGUUCACCGUGUUUGCAUUGAGAAGGGGAUAAUUGUUAUGUAUGCAAUGGUCAUGUGGACCGUGGUCAUGUGUUCACUGAUCAUGGGAACAGUAAUUAUGUGGACGUUGAUAGUGUGAACACUGAUCAUGUGGACCGUGGUCAUGUGUUCACUGAUCAUGGGAACAGUAAUUAUGUGGACGU